AUGAAGUGGGAGGACGAUGGCUAUGCGCGCAGAGACGAUGAUGGGAGACCGGUGACGUUUGAGGAGUAUCAAAAGAAAUCCUCGGAUACUGCUACCAAGAAGAAUAGGUGGAACUUGACCAAGGGCGACCUCAAGAUGUUUGCCAUCACUGGCGUUGGCUUCUUCCUUGAUUCUUAUGAUCUGUUCAUCAUUAACCUGGUGACGCCAGUCUGGCUUUACGAAUACUGGGGAGGGCUGGAUGGUCGUAAACCUCAUUAUCCGCCUCUCCUCCGAGGUCUCGUCAAUGCUGGUUCCAACAUCGGCAACAUCAUCGGACAGCUGACAUUCGGCUUUCUCGGAGACGUUUUUGGUCGAAAAUUCGUCUACGGAAAGGAGCUAAUCGUCGUGAUAAUUGGCACUAUCCUCACCAUCAGCUUGCCCAACGACAUACCAACACCAACGUUGAAGAUGAUUUGGCUCUUUUGUUUUCGAAUACUUAUGGGCGUGGGUAUCGGUGGCGAUUAUCCCAUGUCCGCAUCCAUCGUGUCAGAGAGGUCCCUGCUGCCAAAGCGUGGCCAACUGUUGGGAUGGAUCUUUUCUAACCAGGGUUGGGGCACGCUCACAGGUUCCAUUGCGACAAUCAUCAUUCUCGCGUCGUUCAGCCACGCCCUGGGUGCAGAAGGACACUACGGCCAAUUAGAUGCUGUUUGGCGAAUCCAGAUGGGCCUUGGCCUUGUUCCGGCUUUCGCCACACUUUACUUUCGUCUUACAAUGCCCGAAGGUAGGAAGUACCUGCAAUCUCGCGAACUGAACGGUCACUCGGCCGCGCCGAAUUCCAAUGGAGCCAAAAACCACGACAAUUCAAAGCCUGCGCAGGACCCGGAGUUCGACUCACUCGGCAACCCGAGUGUCUCAAUGGGUGUCGGGCCUUUUUCUUCUAUCGAUACGACGACCGCGGCCGACGAAAACAAACUCACCUCCACGUCCAGCACCGAAGGUCGCACGAAAUACAAGGCUUUCUUUGUUCACUUCAGCAAAUGGAAGCACCUCAAGGUCCUCCUGGGAACGACAUCCACAUGGUUCCUGCUCGACGUGGCAUUCUAUGGCACGAACUUGAACCAAUCCGUUCUGCUCGAUGAGAUUGGCUUCAACACCGGCAAGAAUGAGUACGACCUGCUGAUGCGGAACGCAAUUGGGAACCUGAUCAUUGCCGUCGCCGGCUACGUUCCCGGAUACUUCUUUACCAUUUACUUUAUCGAGAAGCUCGGCAGGCGCUGGAUCCAGAUCCAAGGGUUCCUGAUCGUUGCGUUGAUGUUUGCCAUCAUAGCUGGCGAUUAUGACCAUCUUGGGACUGCGGGAAAAUUCGUCUGCUUCGCUUUCGCCCAGUUCUUCUUCAACUUCGGUCCCAACUCCACGACAUUCAUUAUCCCGGCUGAAGUCUAUCCUUCACGGGUGCGUGGGCUGGCGCACGGCACCAGUGCCGCCGUGGGAAAACUGGGCGCCAUCCUGUCCGCACUGCUGUUCAACUAUCUCAGCGGGCCGAAUAUCAUCGGGCUCGCCAACGUCCUAUGGGUGUUUUUCGCCUGCAAUGUCUUGGGCGCCAUCAUUACCUUCUUCACCAUCCCCGAGACCAGGAACAAGGACGCCGAUGUGAUGGACUAUGAGGAGUGGAAGGAGAGACAAGCGAAACUGUACCCCGAAGAUGCCUGA
Cladophialophora bantiana CBS 173.52 is the source of this 1689-nucleotide messenger RNA. Its product is annotated as phosphate:H+ symporter. The coding region runs from base 1 to 1689 and encodes 562 amino acids. Gene Ontology annotation, biological process: transmembrane transport. The record is from RefSeq and is a predicted model, not a curated record. Gene Ontology annotation, molecular function: transmembrane transporter activity. The transcript has 6 exons. NCBI's taxonomy places the organism in Eukaryota, Fungi, Ascomycota, Eurotiomycetes, Chaetothyriales, Herpotrichiellaceae. Gene Ontology annotation, cellular component: membrane.